CAUUCUAUUGAAAAAAGUUGGUGAUCAUUGCUUGAUACAUUUUUCAUUAAAAUGACGUCGGUUAAUGUUGCAAACGUAAUAAAUAUGUUAGCGACUACAUUCCAAAUUGCGAGUAUAACACAGACACUUGUAACGCCGUUUGAAAUUGAAAUACAUAAUGAAAUUCGUAACAUGCUACAAAAUUUUCAAAACGUACAUUCCGUUUCAUUAUUUGAACAUGAUUACGUGCUUGAUUUUGUCGAGCCAUCAGACCCGCAUGGAGCACAAAUUGUAGAGUGCAUUACAGUUGCAGAAGACGAAGAAGACAGUUUUGAACCUGAAGAAUGCAUUGUUGAUGAUGAAGGUGGAAAAGUCGAUUUUAGUUAUAAAAGGAAAGCUGUGGAGUUUUGGAAAAGUGGAAAAAGGGUACGUCGACCUUUUUCUAAUGUACAGAGAAAUUUUCGCAAGGUUAAAUCCUUACAGCAGCUAUACAGGUGGGAAGCGAGUGUAGAGAAAGGUGGAACAAAUGCAAAUAAAUUUACAUUUAUUACGGAAUAUGUAUUGCAAAAGUUUGAAGAAGCUUGUGAUAGAAGAUCCAUUAUUUACGAUAUUAAUUUAAGAUUAUGGGCCUUGGAGGCAAAGGAUCAAGUGGACUUAUCCCAAUUCAAAGCAAGUAAAUGGUGGAUUUGGAAAUUCAUGAAAGUGCAUAGAAUUGUUUUUCGCAAGAUAACAACUUUCAGGACGCGAUCUACGUUUCAAGAUAUUGAUAAUCUACAAAAUAUUGCAAAAUUAUUUGUUUCAAACGUAAGAUCUGACAUUCCAUCUAUCGGAGUUGAAGAAGUUUAUAAUGCAGACGAGAGUGGCUUCAACUUUGAAAUACAUUCCGGGCAAACAUUGGCGAAAUCAGGAGUGAAAACAAUUGAAGCGACGGUUCAAUCGUUAUCUUCUACAACACAUAGUUACACUAUAAUGCCUAUUAUUUCGGCAAGCGGACGUCUUCUUUCACCACUGUACAUAGUUUUGAAGGAGUCUACAGGAACAUUUGGUCCGAGGAUGCAAGAAACUUUAUUCCGUCCAGUUAACAUUUACACCCAAGCUUCAAAAUCAGGAAAACUCACAUCUGAACAUUUCAAAACUGGGUUCAGCGCAGUGUAUCUACCGAAUACUGGCCAUAAAAAAAUGUUACUAUUCGACUCGUGGACAGGAUAUUGCCCGAGUCAGUUAGAACAGUUGAUUCCACAAGAUAUAAAGUAAAAUUUUCAACUAUUCCAAAAAACGACGGGUUUCAUUCAGCCUUUAGAUGUGUUUGGAUUCCGGAUUUGGAAAAAUUUCGUACGAACAUUUUCUGAUAAUGUAAUUCUUCAAGAGAAAGAUGUCACUUUGCAUUUGCGUAAUGACAUAAUUAAAUUGCAAUCACUAACCCAUAAUCAGUUUUCUUCGCCCAGAUUCAAAAAUCUUUUCCAAUACACUUGGUUUAAAAGCGGCUAUCUAGAAACGCAUCCCGGCGAAUUUCAAAAUCCUGUAGAUUUCUGUUACUUCAGGGAUGAAAAGCAUGUACCCAAAUGUAGUAUUUGUGGGAUGGCCGCUUUUAUGCGUUGUGCAUGGUGUGGCGAGUAUUUCUGUUUUAAACAUUUCUAGAAGAAUAUCAUUACUGUACCAAUUACAAUCCAUAAUUUGUAUCUGCCGUUUUGUGCUUGUAUAACUUUUCCAAUGUAUAA
Messenger RNA from Linepithema humile (Argentine ant), 1697 nucleotides. NCBI's taxonomy places the organism in Eukaryota, Metazoa, Arthropoda, Insecta, Hymenoptera, Formicidae. The record is from RefSeq and is a predicted model, not a curated record.